This is a messenger RNA of Fraxinus pennsylvanica, 573 nucleotides long. The record is from the annotation of a GenBank genome assembly. Lineage: Eukaryota; Viridiplantae; Streptophyta; Magnoliopsida; Lamiales; Oleaceae.
AUGGCAACAUGUGGUGAGAAGCAAAAGAAAGCAAACAUCUAUGUCUAUAAUAUGGGAACUGGAAAUUUGAAGCCGGAAUCGAACUAUCCAGCAACCGUUAAGAAGUCGAUAUCUCGGGGAUGGGGACUAGUGAGGUCGAAAACCUAUCGAAAAAGUGCUGAUCGUGACGGAUUGAAGGCGGCAGAAGGCUUAGGAGAGGUGGCGGAAUCAAGAAAAUCAGUGUCAAUUAUAGAAACAAGAAAAUCAGUUUCACAUGUGGAAGUGAAUGCAGGAUCAGUGGCUGCAUUUCUUCAAGUGAAAGUGUUGGUUACUGAUAUGCCAGGGUUCAUGCAAGUCCAUGCCUUCAAAUGUGCAAGAAGAAUUUAUGACAAUUUGGAGAAGUUUAGCCCUAAACACAUGGCUUACAACAUGAAGAAGGAAUUUGAUAACGUGUAUGGACCGGCCUGGCAUUGCAUUGUCGGCUCAAGCUUCGGCUCAUUUGUAACUCACUCGACCGGUUGCUUCCUCUAUUUCUCCGUGGAAAAGUUGUACAUUUUAGUGUUCAAGACAAAGGUUCAAAGAGCCCUUCAAUGA